AUGCGAGCUCGCUACAAGGGCCCUGCCGGUACCGGUAUUCUGGAGAUGUCUGAUGAUGCAACAGUUCAGGCCGUCUUUGAUGAACUGCGGGCCAAAUCCGGCAUCGCCAGCUUCAGCAUUAAAUAUGGCCCGCCUAUGGCAAUGAAAACUCUUGAGCCCAGUCAGGGUGAUCAGAAUGCUCGAUCUCUUGGCCUUCAUGGAGAAACCCUCACUAUCGUUCCCGAAGAGACGCCACCUGCUCCCGAAGUGCCAGCUCAGACGGCUGCUGCCCAACAACGCACCACAACAUUGCGGACAGCCAAAAAGAACGAGAGCCCAGAGGAUGUUAACGUACCAUGGCCAGAACGUGAAGGCACAUUGCUGCUUCGAGUCAUGCCUAGCGACAAUAGCUGUCUGUUCACGGCCUUUGGUGGCGCCUUGCCAAAGCAGAUCCCUGCACAGCAACUGAGGAGGAUGAUGGCAGAUUACAUCGUGCAGCACCCGGAAGACUACUCGGAGGCUGUGCUGGGCAGUUCACCAAGCCAAUAUUGCCGCAGCAUCCAGGACCCUGACCGCUGGGGCGGAGGCAUUGAGCUGAGCAUCUUGUCUUCCAUUUUUGACAUUCAAAUUUGUACAUUUGAUGUCCAGGUUCGUACUCCCUGGUUGCUUGCUCUACGGAUAGCUCUGACUGUUCUCAAGGCCCAAAAUCUCAUCAACUUUGGUGAGGAGAAGAGGGAUCGCUGUAUCCUGGUAUACUCCGGUAUACACUAUGACAGGGUCGCUUUCAGCUACUCAGAAUACCCCCACGAUGCCCCAUCGCUUCCCCCAGAGAUGGAUCGGACAGUCUGGCCCAUAGACGAUGAUGAGGUGCUUGAGCAGGCCCAUAAGCUGGUGAAGAAGCUCAACGCAGCUCACUACUACACUGACACAGAGGGAUUGAUCCUCAAAUGCGACGUCCCAGGGUGUGAUUGGAUAGGCAGUGGUCAGCUCGAGGGUCGGAAGCAUGCGGAAUUGACAGGUCACGUUGACUUGAGUGAGAUCCAGGACGAGGGUGACAAUGUGCUUCGCAAGUGUGACACGUUCGGGUGCCACUUUAUAGGACAGGGGGAUAGGGCGAUGAGGGAGCACACCGUAGACACAGCCCACGAGCGCUUUUCUAUUAUUCCAGACUGGUGA
Fusarium falciforme is the source of this 1155-nucleotide messenger RNA. Its product is annotated as Ubiquitin thioesterase OTU1. Gene Ontology annotation, cellular component: cytosol; nucleus. The coding region runs from base 1 to 1155 and encodes 384 amino acids. Gene Ontology annotation, biological process: protein deubiquitination; endoplasmic reticulum unfolded protein response. The transcript has 2 exons. Gene Ontology annotation, molecular function: cysteine-type deubiquitinase activity. The record is from RefSeq and is a predicted model, not a curated record. Lineage: Eukaryota; Fungi; Ascomycota; Sordariomycetes; Hypocreales; Nectriaceae.